UCACUCUAUUAUGUUUGAGAUCGGGCUUCCAACCAUGGUGACUUGGAAAGAACACAUUGUCUUCUUUCUUCUCCUCCUCUUCUUCUCUCCUUCAGUUAUCGCAUAUCGUACUCCGGAUCCGUCGAUCAGGGCCGGCUACUGGCCCACGUGGACCUUCUCCUACUCGCCGCCCUCUUCCAUUGACCGUUCCCUCUUCACCCACCUCUUCUACGCUUUCGUCCAAGUCGAUUCUUCCACCUUCCGCCUCGAUGUCACCGCCGACGACGACCUCAUGCUCCGGAACUUUUCCGCCGCUGCGCACUCCUGCGCUGGCCGGCGCCGCCGCCAGCCGCCGGUCAAAGCCCUGCUCUCCAUCGGCGGCGGCGGAAGCAACUCCGCCUUCUCUACUCUGUCCGCUAGCGCCUCCGCGCGCGCCGCCUUCAUCGACUCCACCAUCGCCGUGGCCCGCCGCUACGAUCUCGACGGGCUCGACCUCGACUGGGAGUUCCCGCAAGACGCAGGGGCGAUGGCCAACCUGGCGACGCUCCUCCUCGAGUGGCGCGCCGCGGCGGAGCGGGAGGCUGAUUCCACGGGGCGGCCGCGGCUGCUGCUCACGGCGGCUGUCUACUUCGCCUCGCGGUUCUUCCUCGGCGACGGCAGGUCGUACCCGGUGUCCCAGAUGGCGGCGACGCUCGACUGGGUGAACUUGAUGUGCUACGACUUCCAUGGGUCGUGGGACACGUCGGCGACGGGAGAGCACGCGGCGUGGUACGAUCCAAACAGCAACAUCAGCGGCAGCUACGGGGUCGAUUCCUGGGUGGCGGCGGGAAUGCCGACGAGGCAGGUGGUGCUGGGGAUGCCGCUCUACGGUCGGACAUGGGAGCUGCGGGACGCGGCGGAGCACGGAGUUGGCGCGCCGGCGGUGGGGGUGGGGCCGGGUGACCUCGGCGUGCUGGUGUACUCGGCGGUGGAGGACUUCAACCGGAACAACAGCGCGACGGUGGUGCAUGACCGGGUGAUGACGGCGGCCUACUCCUACGCCGGCACUAGCUGGAUAGGCUACGACGACAGUUGGUCAGCGGCUAGGAAGGUCAGAUUCGCGCGCCGCCGCCGCCUCGGGGGAUACUUCUUUUGGUCGAUCGGAUACGACGACAGCCGCUGGAGCGUCACAAGAGCAGCUCGGGCUGCGUGGGCAUGAAUGACGACGGGCAAGUCUUCAGAUCGUGGAUAUCGCUGGCGUUAUCCUGAAUUCUGUUUUGAUUAUUUAAUAAGUUAUGCUUGAACUCGAUAAUAAUUAAAUCUGGAACGGACCAGAUCUCUAUGUUGAAUCGGCUAAAUUGGAAUCUGGCCAGAAUCUUGUUUAAUUGCUACAAUAAAAACCGUUGGUGGAAGUUAAUGGUUUUAAAAUCAA
Molecule: messenger RNA, 1390 nt
Organism: Zingiber officinale
Lineage: Eukaryota; Viridiplantae; Streptophyta; Magnoliopsida; Zingiberales; Zingiberaceae
Product: class V chitinase CHIT5-like
Exons: 2
Coding region: 11-1177 (388 amino acids)
Biological process (GO): carbohydrate metabolic process; chitin catabolic process
Cellular component (GO): extracellular region
Molecular function (GO): chitinase activity; chitin binding
Source: RefSeq, a predicted model, not a curated record